AUGGCACAUUACAACACCGCGAUACAACUAUUCCGGAAGAUUUUGGCGACAGACAUCACGCCCACCAACUGCCAUGCAGUAUUCGCAUGCUCCGGUAUGAUUUUUGUGGGGUCUUGUGCUCAACCGAGACUUGAGCUGGAAUAUUCAAGAGUCUUGGAGUGGUUCACUUUGCUGAGAGGUGUUUCCGCGAUCGUCAACCCCAGCGUGGGAUGGGUGUCCAUUGGACUUUUCGGGAGAAUGGUACAUCCAGAAAACACAUACACGGAUCCAGGAGCCGGAAUGACAAAUGAGUAUUUCGACUCUCACUUUGAUGGUCUCUCAACACAUUUCUUCCGAACUUCAACAGCUAAGGACUUCGAGACUCCCAAAGACAGCCUAGCCCUCCUCCGACAUACCUUUGCCGGACAGCCACCACAGGAAGUUCGAUCGCUGUUUUGGUGGCCAGUGAUGAUAUCGACAGAUUAUUUAGGUCUUUUGGCAGCAGCAAGUCCUGAAGCGAUGGUGGUCUUGGCAAGCUACUGUGUUCUUCUCUACAAGCGAGAGUACAGGUGGUGGCUUGACGGGUGGCCUGAGUUCAUGUUUAAGGUUGUUGAUAAGGAGUUGAAUGGGAGGUUGAGCCAUUUGAUGAAGUGGCCUAUGGAGACAAUGGGGAUACCGAAUGCAGAGAAUUUGAAGUGCGAAAGCAGUAUAGAUGGAUCACCAGGGUCGGGAACCUACGUUGAAUCUGAGAUCGCGGAAGCGGCGCCAAUUUAG
This is a messenger RNA of Cadophora gregata, 753 nucleotides long. RefSeq lists its product as uncharacterized. NCBI's taxonomy places the organism in Eukaryota, Fungi, Ascomycota, Leotiomycetes, Helotiales, Ploettnerulaceae. Gene Ontology annotation, biological process: regulation of transcription by RNA polymerase II. The coding region runs from base 1 to 753 and encodes 250 amino acids. Gene Ontology annotation, molecular function: DNA-binding transcription activator activity, RNA polymerase II-specific. The record is from RefSeq and is a predicted model, not a curated record. The transcript has a single exon.